GAAGAUAAUACCAAUUGUAUUAUUGAAGACGGAAUGGUGGGAUUUAAAUUAGAGUUGCUGCUGAUUAAGUUGGAGAAGAUGGAACAUAGAUUACAGAAAAUGGAGAGCAUGCAGUUGCAGCUGCAGAAGAUUCAAGACAAGAUCGAGGAACAUCGCACCACACAAGAACAGAACCAUAAAGAAAUGAUCUCCGCGAUUCAGAAACUUGAAAACCAAGUCGAGCUGAAUUUGACCGGAACUGCGAAACGGAGUCGGAACCGCGAGAAUGUCCAAACAGCACUUCAUAAACUCGAUCAAGACGUCGACAACGUGCAUAACUUCACUCGGCAGAUAAUGAAUGCAUUACCGCAGCUGCAGCAACUUAAUGCAAUUAUGCAAAAUCAGUUUUGUGUAACAUCAACGGAAAAAGGUGUCUCAACGACAACGGAAGUUCCACAGCCCCUGACGACAACUACAACAACACCGAAACCUAAGCAACCUCCGUUUUCCUCGUGCAAAGAUGUUCCUUCGAACGCUUCCGGAACAUAUCUGCUUCGUGUGAAUAAUGAUUGUGAACCAUUUGAAGUUUAUUGCGAACAGAAUGCGUUCGAUGGUGGAUGGAUCGUUAUGCAGUUCCGUUUCGACGGAUCACUAGACUUUUACCGCGACUGGAAUGAGUUCCGCGACGGAUUUGGUGAUCUGAACAAAGAGUUCUGGUUGGGCCUUGAGAAGGUCCAUCAGAUAACAAGUGGCCGAAAACACGAACUGAUUGUUGAAUUGCAAGACUUUGAAGGAACAUACAAAUAUGCGCGGUAUGGUGUAUUCGAAAUAUGUAAUGAGAGUGAUCAAUUCAAACUGAAGAUUCUUGGAAAUUAUAACGGAACUGCAGGGAAUGCAAUGUCCUUUAAAAUAGGGAAUAAGUUCCUAACCAAAGAUCGGGAUAAUAAUGUGUUUUGUGCACAGUAUCUCGAAGGUGCAUGGUGGCACCCGAGUUGGGGUUGUACUAACGUGAAUUUGAACGGGCGAUACACGAAUAAAAUCGAUCGUAAAUCAAUGACUUGGUGGGAUUUCAAAAUCAACUGGCAAGGAUUAAGUUACUCGCGAAUGAUGAUCCGAGAGUUGGAAUAGCGUUUCUAGUUUGAUCAAUAGUAGAAUGCAAUGUAUGAACA
Molecule: messenger RNA, 1148 nt
Organism: Anopheles darlingi
Lineage: Eukaryota; Metazoa; Arthropoda; Insecta; Diptera; Culicidae
Product: ficolin-1-like
Exons: 1
Coding region: 34-1107 (357 amino acids)
Source: RefSeq, a predicted model, not a curated record